UCAUCCGCCAUGCUGCCGCCUUCCGUGAGGCCUGCGGGGUUGGGAUGCCGCAGCUUGCCGCAGGUCGCUGCGCUUGGCCUCUGCUAGACUCCUGUGUGGUUCCACAAUGCCUAAGAAAGCCGGUGCGACAAGCAAGGGUAAAAACCAAACCAAGGAACCAGAGAUACCACCUCCCCCUGCGGGGCCUGUAGCAACUGAUCCUAAAGGUUUUGUCACCAUAGCCAUCCAUGCCAAACCCGGCUCCAAACAGAAUGCUGUGACAGACCUGAGCACUGAGGCCGUUGGUGUGGCCAUCGCAGCACCUCCGUCUGAGGGAGAGGCAAAUGCGGAGCUCUGUCGGUACCUUUCCAAGGUCUUAGACCUCAGGAAGAGUGACGUGGUUCUGGAUAAGGGUGGUAAAUCUCGGGAAAAGGUGGUGAAGCUUUUGGCCUCUACAACUCCAGAGGAGGUCUUGGAGAAGCUGAAAACAGAAGCCGAAAGGAAAUAAAGGCGAGAAAUGGCAUGUACUUCCUUGUGGAGCUCUCAUAAGAGUGGAGGGGGCCACACAGGAAAAUAAACAACAGUGCCCAGACGUGGAGAAUGGAAUGCAUAGAUAAGAUCAGACUAAAGUAAAAGCAGAAAGCUUAGGUCUAUAUAUACAUUAAAUACAGGCUCUCAAAUCCCUCACUAUGGGAGCUGGAGAUGGCUCAGUGGUUAAUACCCCUGCUCUUCCAGGGGACUGGGCUCAGCUCCCAGCACUGACACUGGAGGGCUCACACAGACUCCAGUCCCAGGGUGUCCGAGCAUUCUUUUCUGGCCUCUGAGGUCACUUGCAGACCGUGGUUCAUGUGCGUGCACUCCAGACACAUACACACAUUCACACUAAAUAAACCUUUAAAAUCCCUGAGUGCAAACAGCCUGAAAUACAUUACGCUAAUUUCAUGGGAUUACAACGAAACAGCUGCUGUCCGUGAUGGAGCUUCUGACCUGCAGGCCCUGGGAGGUGAGUUGAAGGUCAGGGCACGGAGGAUGACAGGAAACAGUUCCCUGCAGUCCUAGUGAAAUGCCUUUAGCCUCACAGCUCCAGUGUUUCUGGAGUUCUGGGGUCUUCUAAUUCAGUUUACAGCUGAGAAACCUUUUAUACUGCUUCUAUUUUAAGUUUUUGGGUUUUUUUUUUAAAUGCAAAAGUAUUUUCUUUAUAUCUUUUAAAGAUUCUCUGGAACAUUUUGUGGAAAAGUAAAUAAUCAUGAAGACACAUAACUUAAUGUCAGUUAUUUUUGGAGCUUUCUAAACUUUCAAAUCUAGAAGUUCUUAGGAAUCUACAACAAUCUUAAAAGAAUAAAGAAGUGUCCGGAACAAUGGCUAGCAGUUAAGAGUGUGUACCGCUCUUGGAGAGGACCUGAGUUCCUAGCAAACCCAACAUGGAAUGACUCACAACUGCCUGUAACUCCAGUCUCAAGGGAUCCAGUGCCUCUGGUCUGAGGAUGCCCACACUCAUAUACAUACACAGACACACCUGCAGAGAUAGAGACAGACACAUACAUAAUUAAAAAUAACUUUAAAAAAAAUUUUUAAAUGAUAAAGAUGACCUGGAAGUUUUUUUCAUUGUUUGUAAAGCCCAUCAGAAAUCAGUUGGGAGUGUUUCCUGCUGUGCAUGAAGCCUUGGAUUCAGUCCCCAGCAUUGUGUAAACUGGGUGUGGUAGUACACUCUUAUAAUCCCAGCACUGGAGCUGCGGGCAGGAGGAGGAGGCGAUCCUUACAUAAUAGUUUCAGAUCAGCCUGGGACACAUGAGCCUAUAUAUCUGGAUCUAUAGAUGACGUGUUUAUAUUGCUCAGUAACACACGUGUGUGUAUAUACAGCUGAAAAGAUAAUAAAUCUAUCUCACAUAUUUGACUUAGAUUUUAA
Grammomys surdaster is the source of this 1885-nucleotide messenger RNA. It is a transcript of the gene CUNH15orf40, whose product is annotated as chromosome unknown C15orf40 homolog. The record is from RefSeq and is a predicted model, not a curated record. The transcript has 4 exons. Bases 107 to 487 code for a protein of 126 amino acids. NCBI's taxonomy places the organism in Eukaryota, Metazoa, Chordata, Mammalia, Rodentia, Muridae. Gene Ontology annotation, cellular component: cytoplasm.